UUGACUUGGUAUUGAUCAGCCAAGUAAACCUUUCAAACUUCCAUGACUCCAACUACAUCCGUAUAGAAACUUCCAAGCUCCAUUUUCAAACGAAGUCAUUAAAUACCAGAACACCGACUUCUCUCUCCUCCUUGUUUCCUCUUCUUUCUCCAAACUGAUUGUUGCUCUGCCUGUGUUCAACAUGGCUUCAUACAAUUCCAUCGCGCUGCUUGCUAUCUUUCUUGUUUUCCAACCUUGGACUGCUGCAAGCAACAUUCUAUCUCCUACUCUGUCUCCUAUCUUUGAUGAUGUGUGCAAACAUGUGGAGUGUGGAAAAGGGACUUGCAAACCUUCACCCAACAACACUUGGUUCUAUGUGUGUGAAUGUCAUCCUGGGUGGAAGCAAACUCGUCCUCAAGAUGAUGAUGAUCUCAAGUUUCUCCCUUGUGUAAUCCCCAAUUGUACCCUCAACUACUCUUGCACAGAAGCUCCAUCUCCUGUUCAGGAGAAAGACAAGCAAGCUAACACAUCAUUCUUUGAUCCCUGCCACUGGGCCGAUUGUGGGGGAGGCAUGUGUAACAAGACAUCAGCAUUCACGCAUACAUGUCAGUGUAACGCUGGUUACUACAAUCUACUCAAUGUCACUGCUUUCCCAUGCUUCAGGGACUGUGCACUUGGACUGGACUGUGAAAACCUUGGGAUUUCAGGUUCGAACAAAUCAACUUCUUCAGACCCGAGUUUUGCUGAUGACGUUAAAAACCAAGCCAGCUCAAUCACACAAGGUAACAACUGGUUGAUUAUUUUCUCAAUGUUAAUGGCUCCGAUUCUUUGGAAAUAUAGCGCGUAGAAGGUGAUGUUUCACCUCACAUUGCAGAGUUGAUCUGUUUUCCACCAUUGUUUUGUCACCUUUGUUACCAUUCAAUACCCUAUGCUCUGCUCUUUGUAGAGUUUUGGUGUUUUUAUGUACAUAGUGAGGUUUUAUAAAUAAAUAGCCAUGUAUACAGAGUUUAGGGAUGACCUUAGAUGUUACAGUUUUAUAAGACAGACAGACAUACAUGAGCACAUUUACAUGAGCUACUACUAUAUAUACUUGUUUGUGGAUAUCACCUGGACAAACUUUAUAUCUAGAUGUCAGGGGUUCAACCCUCGUUGGUGACUCUCAAACUUAAUUGAUACUUAUAGUUUACGGGUGAUUGUAAGUAUUUAGGGAUUGCUCUCGCAAAGACGGGUCCAAAAUAGUCCAGGUAUAAGAUGUUCCUUAUUAGUAG
Molecule: messenger RNA, 1247 nt
Organism: Ilex paraguariensis (yerba mate)
Lineage: Eukaryota; Viridiplantae; Streptophyta; Magnoliopsida; Aquifoliales; Aquifoliaceae
Source: the annotation of a GenBank genome assembly